Xylona heveae TC161 is the source of this 910-nucleotide messenger RNA. RefSeq lists its product as hypothetical. The coding region runs from base 313 to 747 and encodes 144 amino acids. The record is from RefSeq and is a predicted model, not a curated record. The transcript is spliced from 2 exons. Lineage: Eukaryota; Fungi; Ascomycota; Xylonomycetes; Xylonales; Xylonaceae.
AGCCUUAUCAAACUUGUGAUGUUGUUGAGUAUCACAGCUCAAGCCUUUUCUGUGACUAGUUGUGACGUGAAACAGCCAUGAGAAAUUGGUUCUGUGGCCUCUUAUUAUAUGAAGAUGCUUCCCCUUUUUUACACCAUGUUCUUGAGAUACGUUUCGCAUCUUCCAAUUCUUGAAAAUCUUCUCCAACUGUUUCUAAGAAGAGUCAAAAUAUCAUUCUGGUUUUCAUCCAAAUCUUCCAUUCUCUAUUUGUCGUCAUGAAGCGGUCAAUCUUGUUUUCGUUGCUAUAUUUGCUAUGCUCUCCAUUGCUUGUCUAUGGACAGUCCGAAGCACAGCCCACAGAUCCGACUGAUGCAGGCGCCGCUGGUCCUUCAGCGACGGGUGGGAAAAUCUCACUUGGAGCCGAAAUCGCCAUCAUCGUCAUCAUUGGCGUUGUCGCGGCAAUCGGUAGUCGGAUCAUCCAUUCUAUUUUACAUGGCCAAGAAGCGGCAAUGGGAAAUUCGAAAGAGCAUCCGAAGAUCGGCUCGACGCCUGACGGGCAACUUCAAUUCCAAAAAGGCACAGCGCUCUUCAAGGCAUCAACCCGGAGUCAGCCGGCUGGCAGAUGACAAGCAAGCUCGGAAGCCUAGAGACUUGGAGAAGGGCACGGUCACCACGAUCACGAGCACUUUUGACAUGGAGCCGCCGACGCCCAAACCUAAGGCCUGGCAUGAGGCCAUUGCCAGCCUCGGAAGGAAGACAGGAAGAUGAUGACAUUUUAAAGGUUCGACAAGUAAAGGAGAGGCGCAAGAGCGGGCGUUCAGGAGAAUAUAGAAGAGUGCAUGAUGUGCUGCCAGUCAAAAGCAUGGAUCAUGAACAGAUCAUCUUGCGGGAGAUGUCAGACUGAAUAGUGCAAACAACAGGCGCGUGGAGU